Sphaeroforma arctica JP610 is the source of this 1081-nucleotide messenger RNA. RefSeq lists its product as hypothetical. NCBI's taxonomy places the organism in Eukaryota, Ichthyosporea, Ichthyophonida. Gene Ontology annotation, biological process: pyrimidine nucleotide-sugar transmembrane transport. Gene Ontology annotation, molecular function: pyrimidine nucleotide-sugar transmembrane transporter activity. The transcript is spliced from 3 exons. Bases 10 to 630 code for a protein of 206 amino acids. Gene Ontology annotation, cellular component: Golgi membrane. The record is from RefSeq and is a predicted model, not a curated record.
AGAAUCCAGAUGGGAGCUCUUGGUCUACUCGGUUUGGCAGCUUUCAUCCUUACACUCGACAAUGAUUCGGACUCUCUUGACACAGUGCCGGGCGUUCAGAGUAAUGCGUACAUGUGGAUUCGAGAUCUACACCCACUCCUAGCGGGCGUCUCGGACACCCACGUGGGUCUGAUGUGUUGCUUUGCAGCAUCAGCCAUGUCUGGAGUUGCUGCCGCACUAACACAAAAGGCCCUACAGAGUGAUCGGAGAAAUAGCUAUAUGUAUACUAUUGAGCUGGCCUUCUUCACUAUCGUAGCGCUCACCACCAAAACUCUGAUGCAGGUGGAGGAUAAAUCAAGCGUCCACGAUCUUGUUCUGAAAGGCUGGACACUGUCAGCUAUGAUCCCCGUAGCAGUAAAUGCGGCCGGUGGCAUCUGCGUGGGACAGGUGACUAAGCUAGCAGGAGGUGUGCGUAAGUCGUUCUCGAUCGUCAUGGGCAUAAUUCUAACGGCCAUUUUAGACUACGUGCUACUGGGUAUACCCCUGUCUAUGCAUGUCACAAUCGCCGUACCCCUGGUAGGAACCAGUCUCGUACUUCACAGCAGGCAUCCGCCUUCUAGAUCUGACAGAAUAGCGAAGAAGAUCCAAUGAAAUAAGUCACAGUCUCAUUUACAUCCACUCGCCAAUCUCGGAUAUCGGAACUGCUUACACUGGAGAUUUUUUACCGAGGUCGACUGACAAAGUAACUCGAGCAGUAUAGAAUGGUAUCUGAUCAGCUGUUGUCCGAUAAUCGGCUUUGCGACUACAGUGCAUCGUUGGAGUCGAUGCCUCGAUGGGCCGUGUCGAGUAUUCCGAACAUAUGAUAUUUUUUAGUAUAUGGCCGCUGAUAACAAGACGUAAUAACAAGAAAAAGUAACGACUGGUAUCGCCGAUAGGUAUAUCGAGUAAGCAUGAGUCAUGGAUUUGUGCGCUGAUAGCAUGACUUGAUAACAUGAAAAUAAAGAUAGUAAUGACUAUAAAAACAUGAUUGUCUCAGUACCAUCAAUUCAUUUUAAAAAGUCAAACAGUCCACAGGAGUGGGACUUUGUCACAAAUUGUUCUA